Cannabis sativa is the source of this 1215-nucleotide messenger RNA. RefSeq lists its product as uncharacterized. Lineage: Eukaryota; Viridiplantae; Streptophyta; Magnoliopsida; Rosales; Cannabaceae. The coding region runs from base 1 to 1215 and encodes 404 amino acids. Gene Ontology annotation, molecular function: zinc ion binding; nucleic acid binding. The transcript has a single exon. The record is from RefSeq and is a predicted model, not a curated record.
AUGGCUUCCAGUAGUCACUAUGCCAGUAGGCUUGCAGACCAAUACGCAGAAGUUCACAUUGAGGGAGAGGAAGAAGGAAUAUUGCUUGAGGGUGAGGCCGAAGGGGAAGAAUUGGUUUUUGAUGACAGGUGGUGUCUGGUAGGGAAGUUCUUAACGGGAAGAUCGCUUGAUUUUGAUGCGAUGAGACACUUGAUGGCAUCUCUUUGGCAACCUGGAAAAGGGGUGUAUAUCAAGGAAUUGGAAACUAAUCUAUAUCUUUUCCAAUUCUAUCAUGAGUUGGAUAUACAAAGUGUAAUUGAUGGAAGCCCAUGGACCUUUAAUAAGGUUCCUCUCGUCUUUCAUAGAUUGAAAAGUGGUGAGAACCCAAGGGAGAUACAUAUACAUAAACUGGAUUUAUGGGUGCAGAUUCACGAUCUUCGUUCUGGGUUCAUGAUGGAUAAAGUUGUGCGAAGUGCAGGAGCCUAUAUUGGCUCGUUUGUCAAGGCUGACCCAAAGAAUUUCAACGGUAUUUGGCGGGAUUAUUUACGUGUUCGAGCCACUAUUGAUAUUGAGAAGCCUCUGAAGAGACGUAUGAAACUGUGUAAGGAGAAUGGUGACUGGAUUUGGGCGAAUUUCAAGUAUGAGCAUCUUCCGUUGUUCUGCUUCAUUUGUGGGAUUAUUGGUCACUCGGAAAGACUAUGUCCGAAGCGUUUUUACCAAGACUUUGAUCCGAAUGUGAAACCUUAUGGUAUCAGUAUGAAAGCUCAAAUGCGGAGGAGGAAUUACCAGAUUGGAGCACAAUGGUUAAGGACAGGUAAUGAUGAGCCUGUGCCGGCAAGUGGUGGCGAUGUUCGUCGGAAUGAGGCUGAAGAACAGUCAACCGAUAUCACUAAAAUCAUGGAUGUUGAUCCCAUGUUAUCAGGGAGUAAUGGGAGGGGUAUAGUUAAUGUAGAAGGAAAUCAAGGGAAUAAAGGAGCUGAUCGGGUAGCUGGUACUUUAAUGGGGAAUAUUACUAAAAAUAUUCAUGGAGACAUAGUCAACCCCAACAAUCAAGAGUUGAUUCUUGUUUUGGAAAAUAAAAAGAGACGUAUGGAUAUGGGAGGAAUAGGUGGAAGUGUAGAUGUGGCAGCUGAUGUGGAGAUUAAUGUGGAAAUGGAAAAGGAAACUGGUGCUAGUGUUGGGCCAAAAAACUUAUUGAAGGUGGGUCUUGGUUCCCAAGCCCACCAAGCAUUAUGA